CAAACCUUCAUCUCAUCCUCAAGCUCAAGAAUAAUGUCGUCCCUCGCGUUGGCAACUAACAUACACACCGCCGAGUCAAAUGACAGUCUCUCCCAGGUAUGGAAUAUCAUCGGCGAACUGCAAAUCAUCCUCGCACGUUCAAUGCAUGUGGUGACCACCUCGAAACCCCGUACUCCCGAGCUAGUGUCCCCAACACGAACUACUUUGGCACCGAGUCCAAAGAUCAGACCAUCAGCGCCAUCAUUACUGAACGCCAACAGCAACGGAAUGCAGUUUUGGACGAGAUCUCAGGCCUAGAAACAGUCAUGCACAGUAUCGACAAUCUUCGCCAGCAACUCGUCGAAAAGAAGGACAAGAUCACCCAGUCCAUGAAUUUGCACAAGAGACUUGUAUCGACUCUCUGGCGCUUGCCAACUGAAGUCCUAUCCCAGAUUUUUCAUCAUUGUCUCCCAACAAUUCCAGCAUUCAAUGAAAUCCAGCUGCCAUCACAAUUAGAAGCUCCCGUAAUGUUGACUGCGGUAUGCCGACGAUGGAGGGAGGUUGCUGUGGACACACCCAGUUUGUGGUGCAAAAUUCAUGUGCCAAUCGUCUCCAGAGACCAUUGGGAGGGGCAAGCCUUCUGCUGUCACUCAUGGCUCAAGCGGUCACGAGGUCUUCCAUUAUCGCUAUCUCUUAAAUGCGACGCAGAUGACUCGACCAAGCUACGAGGCCUUCUUCAGCCUUACGUCGACCAAAUAUCGUCUCUCCAUAUCCAUAUCCAUACCUUCCGAGACGCGGACGAACCUGAUGUUUUGUUGGAAGACCUCACAGCACUUCAGGACCUGACCAUAGUCGUUGAGGAUCGUGACCUGGUAUAUGAUAUGCAAUCUAUCGAUGAAGAUUUUUCACAAUCUAUCUCACAACUGCCAUUCACUCUGCGCAGUCUCAGGAUAAUCGGGUUGUACCUCGACCUCGAUGUCAUAUCCUCUGUCAAUCCCGUAUGGGCCCACCUGACAGAUGUCGAGAUUGAGAUACAUGAACCGAGUGACUUCCCCCACUUGCUCCAGCUAGGUCCCAACAUCUCCUCGUUGAAGGUUUACGUGGAAUCCGACGAAGCAGGGGUCUUUGAGCCAUUCACGCACACCAAACUUCAAUCCUUACGCAUCGGCUUUGGACACUCAGCCAGAAACAUAUUAUCUCGCCUGCUCAAUGUUCUAACACUCCCCAAUCUGCGCAUACUUCAAGUUAACGGUGUAGAAAUGUGGCCUCAUGAGUCGUUGAAGGCAUUUUUGUCGCGGUCAAAUUGUACACUGGAGACCCUGAUUUUCUGCCCUCGAGUGAAGACGACAGAAGAGCAGCGAGCGGAAUAUGUUGCCCUCAUCCCCUCACUCGAGAUAGUGAUGUUGAAAUAUGUUGACGGUGUGCUCACCGCUGUUAGCAGUGAGCAGUGACUUAUUACAUAGGACGGUGCACUGUACUGCACUGGCGCCCUGCGUACUAAGUACUCCCUAUCUCACUGCUCAUAGCGUAUUGCAGAGUAAACUGAAAUGUCAGAGGGCAUUAUUGCA
Molecule: messenger RNA, 1547 nt
Organism: Suillus paluster
Lineage: Eukaryota; Fungi; Basidiomycota; Agaricomycetes; Boletales; Suillaceae
Exons: 3
Coding region: 99-1430 (443 amino acids)
Molecular function (GO): protein binding
Source: RefSeq, a predicted model, not a curated record